Molecule: messenger RNA, 5024 nt
Organism: Branchiostoma floridae (Florida lancelet)
Lineage: Eukaryota; Metazoa; Chordata; Leptocardii; Amphioxiformes; Branchiostomatidae
Product: tetratricopeptide repeat protein 28-like
Exons: 5
Coding region: 36-3989 (1317 amino acids)
Molecular function (GO): protein binding; [protein-PII] uridylyltransferase activity
Source: RefSeq, a predicted model, not a curated record
ACUCUGAUAUAAGCCAAGUCUGCAGGGCGGCAGCUAUGUACAAGAAAGCCAGGACAAGAUGCGGGGAUCCUGAGACAACACAGACUCUGAACCAUCGAAUCUUGUACAUGGAAAAGAUCAAGGCAGCUGUAAUACAGCAUGAAAAAAGAUCAUGCAUGGGCCACCAGUCGGGGAAAACCACAACAGCCGAUGUUGCUCCAAACCAAAAUGUUCGUCCAGGGACACCAAGAAAAACAACAGAUACAGGAAAGGACAGAGAUACAACUGGAAUUACAAGUACUGAAUCAGAUGAAAAAUACACAGACAGUUCAAGACAGCAAAAGGACCACCUUAAGGAAGGUGAAUCAUCCCUUGCCAGGGCAGACCUGGAUGCAGCAGAGCAGCACUUUGCAGCUGCACUCAAGUUGGUACAUGUCAGAGAUCCCACAGCCCAGCAGUACCAGAGAGAGGUGGAGCCCCUGUGCAAGUUGGGGGAUGUCUACAGUAAGCGAGGUCAGCAGACAGGAGACGGGGGAGACUUUGUCAAAGCAGUAGCAAUCUACAACGCAGCAAUAGCCAGGUCAAAUAAUGACAUCAUUAACAGUAACAUUAUAACAAAGGCUAAAGAAGUAGAAAAGUCAUUUCUAAUAUGCGUCUUAGACAUUCACUGCAAUGUGAGCCAAGAUGACACCAAAAAACACAAGGAACAGCUGAAGAAGAUGCGAGACCAGGUCAAGCUGGAGAUGGAAACCAUUGACCAGCAGCUGGAUCCCUAUGUACAUGAUGAUGAUGACCCACGUGUCAAAGACAUUGAGGCAAAACGAGCUCAGACUGUCAGGCGGUUGUUUGAGGAAAUUGCACAACUGAGAAAUGAUUUUAUUAGCCAGCUUGUAGAAGACUGUAUUGGGGUAAUGGGUCCCCCUCCCUGUAAGUAUGCCCUGAUAGGUUUGGGUUCACAGGCCACAGGACUCGUAACUCCAUACUCAGACCUAGAGUUUGCCAUCUUGGUAGAGGAAGAAAGUGAAGAGUGUCUGGUGUACUUCCGCAACCUCACCCACUAUCUCCAUCUCAAGGUGGUCAACCUGAGAGAAACCAUUCUCCCAGCUUUGGGAAUAAAAUCUCUCAAUGACUUCUACUCUGGUGAUCCACUGGAUGAUUGGUUCUAUGAUUCUGUUACACCACGUGGGUUUGCAUUUGAUGGCUCCAUGCCAAAGGCAAGCAAAACUCCACUGGGCAGGAAAGGGACUAUGAAUGAACCACCCAGUGAACUCAUCUGCACCCCAGAAAACAUGGUUUCCAUUCUACAAAAGGAUGUCACAUUAUACCUGAAGGAAGGAUACCACCUUGCCACUAUCUUGAGAAAUCCAUGUAUGAUAGCAGGGGACAAGGAUCUGAUUGAUACAUACAUGGCCAUAACAGUGAAGACACUGCAAGACGAUGGAGGUAAAAUGGCUGGACAACUGGCACUGGAAAUACUAGAGGAAAACAGAAAAAAAUAUGACAAUACAGGAAUACAUGCAAAAUAUGACCAUACAGGAAUUACAGCAAGGCUGAUUGAUGUGAAGAAAGAAGUAUAUCGUUUUCCAGCUCUAGCAGUGGAUUGCUUGGCACUGUCCUCAGGCAUCAUACCUACCACUGUUUGGAAGACAAUACAAGAAAUGGAAAACCAAGAAGUGAUCAGUGCCAACAAUGCACACCACCUGACAGUGCUUGCCAGUAUCUCAGCAGAACUCAGACUCAGAACCUACAUUGCAAAUGGAGGACAAAAUGAAAACUUGUCAGCUUUGGCUUCAAUGGAAACAGUACUAAAGGAAGAGGAAUUAUCUAGACAGACCAAUGAUGACAUGCAAACACAUCCACUGAAGCCAGUUUUCCAUCUAACAAAUGAAAAGCAGCUUUUCAGAUAUUAUCAAACAGCACUUCCUCUGAAGAGUGCUUUGUCCAAAUUGUCUGGAAAGAGGAUGAUUAGUCUCAAUUCAUUCUCUGAUUUCUAUAAUAAUUCUCCGAAAAUACGUGGAAAGAUGUACACUGAGGUAUGCAGAUAUAGACUGGCUAUCAGCUACUAUGAAGAGGCCCUGAAGAAACCUGAAGAUACAGACUCUGACACUGAGAGCAGGAUAGAUAUGCUAUACUUUCUGGGAAAGGCAUGUUUCAUGGUCGGAGAUAACCAAAAAGCUAUCAGUUACAGUGAACAGGCGCUGCAAAUAUGCAGGAGUAUCUAUGGUCAAGAUACAGCAGAUAGUCAAGUUGCUGCCUUACUCAACAACCUGGCAACAGCCUGGCAUUAUCUGGGUAAUCACAAGAAAGCCAUUGAUUACUUUCAACAGGCACUGCAGAUGAAUGUGACUAUCUCUGGCCAGAAUACUGCAGAUCCUACCAUUGCUGCCUCACUGACUAACCUGGGGUCAGCCUGGUUUGCACAGGGUAAUCACAUGAAAGCAAUCAGCUACUAUGAACAGGUACUGCAGAUGUGCAGGAGCAUCCAUGAUCAGAAUACAGAACAUUAUGACCUUACUACAAUGUGCUGUACAUCACUAAAUAACCUGGGGUCAGCCUGGUCAGAGCUGGGUGACUACAGGAGAGCAAUCAGCUAUUUUGAACAGGCACUGCAGGUGGCCAGAAGUACCUAUGGUCAGAGUACAGCACAUCCUGACAUUGCGCACUCACUGAGCAACCUGGGGUCAGUCUGGUCCAAGCUGGGUGAUCACAGGAAAGCCAUCAGCUACCAUGAACUGACACUGCAGAUGAAGAUGAUUACCUAUGGUCACCAUACAGCACAUUAUGAAAUUUCCAACUCACUGAAUAGCCUGGGGUCAGCUUGGUUGGAGUUGGGCAAUUGCAGGAGAGCAAUCAGCUACUUUGAACGGGCACUGAAGAUGAGGGUGACUAUCUAUGGCCAGAGUACAGCACAUCCUGACAUAUUCAACUCACUGAACAACCUGGGGUCAGCCUGGUCCAGGCUGGGUGAUCAUAGGAGAGCAAUCAGCUGCCAUGAACAAGCACUGCAGAUGAGCAGGAGUAUCUAUGGUCAGAGUACAGCACAUUCUAGUAUUACCACCUCACUAAACAACCUGGGGACAGCAUGGCACUAUUUGGGUCAUCACAGGAAAGCCAUUAGCUACUUUGAACAGGCACUGGAGAUGCUCAGGAGUAUUCAUGGUCAGAAUAUGGCACAUCCUCACAUUGCUGACUUACUGAGCAACCUGGGGUCAGCCUGGGACCAACUGGGUGAUGACAGGAAAGCAAUAGACUACUUUGAAAAAGCAUUACAGAUAAAUAAUAGUAUCUAUGAUCCGAGUACAGCACAUCCUCAUAUUGCCAUCUCACUGAUCAAGCUUGGGUCAGCCUGGUCCAAACUGGGUGAUCACAGGAAAGCCAUUAGCUACUUUGAAAAGGCAAUAGAGAAGAAGGGCAGUAUGAACAAUGUAAGUAUCUACAUUGCUGCCUCACUUGACAACCUAGGGUCAGCCUGGUCCAAGCUGGGUGAUAACGGAAAAGCAAUCAGGUACCAUGAGGGGGCACUUAAGCUGAACAAGAGGCUCUGGGGUCAGAGUAAAGCACAUCCUAACAUUGCCACCUCACUCAACAACCUGGGAUCAGUCUGGUUGAAAAUGCGUGGUCACGGGAAAGCAAUCAGCUACAGUGAACUGGCAAUGCAGAUGAACAGGAGUAUCUACGGUCAGAGUACAGCACAUGCUGACAUUGUCACCUCACUCAACACCCUAGGGUCAGCCUGGCAUUAUCUGGGUGAUGACAAGAAGGCCAUCAGCUACUUAGAACAGGCACUGCAGAUGGUCCAGAGUAUCUAUGGCCAAACAACAGCACAUCCUGACACCAUUACCGUACUGAAAAACCUAGGGUCAGUCUGGCAUAAUAUGGGAGAUCACAGGAAAGCAAUCAGCUACAAUAAACAGGCACUGCAGAUGGAGAGGAGUAUCUAUGGCAGUAAUACAUCAUCACAUCCUGUCAGUGCCAUCUCACCUGGGGGAAGCAUGGCACAAGCUGAGUGAUUAGGAAAGCAUACAGUUACCAUGAAAGGCACUGCAGAUGUAACAUAUCCAUGGUCAGAAUAAACCACAUCCUGACAUUGCCAGUUUCAUUUAAGGAUGUUUGGGCUUCAGAUUCUGGUACUCUCUCAUUAAGGAAAAUCUCUGCCAAGAGGAAAUCUCUGCCCAGAGGCCUUGGCUACAUAUGACGUAAUCUGCAAUGUAGAACUUUUAACAGGAUGCAUCAAAUUCUGAAACGUCUUUACCAUUUCCAAAACCAAAUCCAGCAGCUUGAGUAACUAUUAUAUGGCAUAUCUUAUUACCUAGAUGUCUAACCUUCAUUAAUAUUUAUACAGGAUGCAUUUGUAAUGAUGUACAUGUAUGACAUAUUUCUCCUAAUUUUAACUAGCCAGUGUUGUUGUAAACACUCAUUCGAAGUAGAUUAUCAAGUAAAACAGAAGUUAGCCUCCAGGAGCCUUACUGAGAUCAGAAAUACAAUCAUGUUCUAUGACCUUAUCAGGGACGGACCAGGAAGUGGUGACAGAUUAAGACAGACCAUGUUCUACAUGUAUGAAUAUUAUGUUCUUUGUCCUUCCUGAGAAUGCAUUCUAAAAUUUGGUCUUUUGGGGUCAACUACUUUGUAUCAAAGCUUGAUGAAUUCCAAAACCAGUUUGUGUUUGAGUUUGCAUGUGUCUGUGUUUAUAUAUAUAUUAAGCAUGUUGUUUACAUGUGUGCGUGCGAGAUUUGAGUGUUAAUGUGUACAUGUACAUGUAUUUACAUGUAUGUGUGCAAAUGUAUAAUCAUGGUGUCUGUGCAAAGAUGUACAAAAGGUAUGUGUUUGCAACCAUAACUGUGCUACCCACCCCCAAGAAUGUUAAAAACAACAUUUACUGACUAGUGUACAUUUAUGUGUGCACACAGGUGUACAAUCAUGGUGUCUGUAUGAAGAUGUACAAAAGGUUUGUGUGUGCAAGCAUAACUGUGCUUUUAAAUGAAUUUUACCCACCCCCAAGGAGGUUAAAAACAACAUCUGUCCCUACACAAAGAUUCACAAGAAUC